AUGUUUAAUGUUCAUCCUAAAUUCCUUGAAUGUUUGGCUGUCGGUUGUUUAUAUAUAGCAGCAAAAUGUAAAGAAGAAGAUGAUACAAUUCUUAUAAAACCUGAAUUUGUUAUUGAUUGUAAUACAAGUUGUUCAGCAAAUGAACUUCUUCGUAUGGAACGUUUCAUAUUGGAAAAAUUUGGAUGGUUUGUUGAUUUUGUUACAUCAUACUUUGCACUUUUACUGCAUAAAUUUGGUAGUAGACAACAUGAAGGAAAUGAAAAUGAAAGAGCUUUAGUUGAAAAAUAUGUUGAUUUAGAAUUAAAAUUAGCAUUAUAUUUACAACAUCAUCGUUUAGCUUCAUUUAAACCACGAAUUCUUGCAUUGGCUAUAUAA
Messenger RNA from Rotaria sp. Silwood2, 375 nucleotides. The record is from the annotation of a GenBank genome assembly. NCBI's taxonomy places the organism in Eukaryota, Metazoa, Rotifera, Eurotatoria, Philodinida, Philodinidae.